AUGUGUCCAGGGUUCGUUUUAGUUGAUCCUCGUCCUAUAAACGAUUUAAUUCUCGGAGAGGCUCAUCCUGGUAGCACACCAACAGUGGAAUUCGAAAUCUUUAUUUAUCGGGAUCAAAUUACUGGAAAUUGGUGGCUUGAGCUUGGAAUGAACCAUACUCAAAUAGGGUACUGGCCAUCAAGCAUAUUCAGCGGUGGGUUGAAAGACUUGGCCACAUAUGUGGAAUGGGGAGGAGAGACUUACAGUCCGCCUGGUCAAGUUGGCCCUCCAAUGGGGUCUGGUUUACUUCUGAGAGGUGAUAGUCGUUAUGAUGCAUAUUGCAGAGUAUUAACAACUAUAAACGAGGCACACAUCCAAGAAGAUGCUAAAAACACAGAAAAGGUUUCCAUUGAUAUUGACUUCUAUCAAGUUCAGGAUCAUGGAUUUAUACGUAGCUUUCGCCAUGUCAUGACAUAUGGGGGGCCAGGCCCUAGAUGA
Messenger RNA from Humulus lupulus (European hop), 477 nucleotides. RefSeq lists its product as uncharacterized. The transcript is spliced from 2 exons. The record is from RefSeq and is a predicted model, not a curated record. Bases 1 to 477 code for a protein of 158 amino acids. Lineage: Eukaryota; Viridiplantae; Streptophyta; Magnoliopsida; Rosales; Cannabaceae.